GUCAGUUUCGUAACACCCCAUCUGCUAAUGUAUGUAUCCAGUUGGUACUUAAAUAUUUCUUAAUAGUUUUCUUAAAAAGGGAACAAAAUGGUCAUGGCUACGGGGGCUAUUCUAUAUAAUUUUCCAUCGAAUCUUGUUAUUACCAAAAAGGCGGCUCCAUUAGGCUGCUGCACAGUACCGUCACGCACUCAGAAAUUGCGCAACGCAUUGAAGAUGGCUCACUCCGAGCAAACCCCAGAAAAACAUCAGAGAAUUAUUGUACAAAACAACUAUGGUGAAAAGCUCGUGGGUGUAUUACGUGACAGUAAAACGAUGGAGAUUGCAGUCUUGUGUCAUGGUUUCCGAUCAUCAAAGGAAAGUAGCACGAUUGCAAAUCUUGCAGCCGCUUUAGAAAAAGAAGGGGUUAGUGUGUUCUCCUUCGAUUUUGCUGGAAAUGGGGAAAGUGAAGGCACAUUUGAGUACGGUAACUAUCAAAGAGAAGCUGAUGACUUGUGUGCUGUAAUUAAACACUUAAAUGGAAUGAAACGAAUUGUAACUGCAAUUGUUGGGCAUAGCAAAGGGGGCGAUGUGGUGCUUCUUUACGCAUCAAAGUAUCGCGAUAUCAAAAGAGUUGUCAAUGUUGCUGGUCGCUACGAUCUAAAGGGAGGCAUUGAAAAACGUUUGGGUAGAGAUUUUCUGCAAGUGAUCCAGAAGGAGGGAUUCAUUGAUGUUAAAUCUAAAGGGAGUACUUAUCGGGUUACCAAGGAAAGUUUGAUGGAACGCUUAACUACCAAUAUGCAUGAGGCUUGCCUUAAUAUUGACAGCAGAUGCAGGGUUUUGACAGUGCAUGGAUCUGACGAUGAAGUCAUUCCAGUCGAUGAUGCAAUGGAGUUUGACAAGAUCAUACCGAACCACAAAUUGCACAUAGUAGAAGGAGCUGAUCACAAGUACACGUCACACCAAGCUGAAUUAGCUUCAGUAGUUGUGCCUUUUAUAAAGGAUGGCUUGGAGCACAAAUAUUCCUAGUCAAGUUUAGUGUGUCCCCGAGGUAAAUUUUGAACAGUCUUAGAAUUGUUACACUGUUCCUUGCUCAGUUGCUCAAUUGUGCCGUAUCAUGGUGCAGCUGAGGGGCUCAACCACACAUGAUUCACUAUACAAUACUAAAUUUUCAGUUUUGCUUUUGAUUGACUUCAUGUUAAGGCAUUCAAAGCAUUCAUUGUAUAAAAAACAAGUAUCGAAUUUUCACGGUCUGGACCUUUGUUCCAUUGUACCCUGUAAUCCGAAUCUCAUCAUGACUUCUGUAUCAAAACUAUGUGCACUGGCCAUAUUUGAAUUUGACUUAUUUUUGGGACUAUUAU
Molecule: messenger RNA, 1337 nt
Organism: Daucus carota subsp. sativus
Lineage: Eukaryota; Viridiplantae; Streptophyta; Magnoliopsida; Apiales; Apiaceae
Exons: 7
Coding region: 88-1005 (305 amino acids)
Cellular component (GO): cytosol
Source: RefSeq, a predicted model, not a curated record